GAAGCCGAUGAGAAUAGUGGUAAGACAUCAUCCAAUUGACAAUUAACAGAGGACUGGUAACACUACACAUACUACAGGAGGGUGUUCGGUAUAUUAUAUACAUAAAGUAACAUUAUUAUGUUCGUUUCGUUUCUUGUUACAGUUCCGUUCGUGGUUACGGUAUCCCUUGGGGUUGCUUCGGCCUUCGAGUGUCUCGACUGCAGCGAAGUCCCAGUCGAGUGCGACGCCGAAUCCUGCGUUCCGAUUAGCUGCACGACGUCGGUGCCGUGUGUCGGGUAUUGUCUGAUCGCUACAUUCCCUGAUAUGACGUCAUCAUCUAUGACCAAUGGCUCCGAUCCGUCGAGCCAGAACAUCAAUGGCAUGUUCGCCUGCAUCAACGAAACAAACCCUGAGAUAGGCGGAAAGAAACAUUGUCAGGCGCAUCCUGAUGACUACAGUUACGCUGCGGAGGGAUCCUACUCGUGCUCUUGCGCCAGUGACGGAUGCAACAAGGUACUCUACACGGCAGAGGCCACUAUACCCGAAGAACCUACAGUCCCACCUUCGAGUGAACCUGACGCAACCCCCACCAAAACCAAAGGUCCGCCAAUUGAAAACACAGAUCCAAAUAAAACAGAAGAAGGUAGGAAGGGACAGAUGUUGGAUCGGGAGAUUCUGGUCAUCGUCGUCUGUUCCGUAGUGCCGGCAGUCCUCCUCACGAUUGUGAUCGCCGUCGCCGGGUACAUCCACUUCACUCGAUACCGACAACCCAUGAAUGACGAACUAAACACCCAGACACAGACGAGCAACACGGAGAGCACGAGCAUUGACAUGACCACGGAUGAGAGCGAGACGAAACGACUCGGGGAGUACAGUCCUCCUGACAGCCCGCUCCAUCUCAAUGGUAACUACCUUCCUAUUACACUGGACGAGCUCAUUGGAAAAGGACGCUUCGGCGCCGUGUGGCGGGCACACUGGAAGAUUAACAAUGGUACCAAAGAGCGUACCGUCGCCGUCAAGGUCUUCUUAGAAUACGACUCAGCAUCGUGGAACGUCGAGAAAGAGCUCUUCACGGAUCACUCAGUCAUGAUGCGACACGAGCACAUUGUCCAGUUCAUCUCGGCCGAAGUUCGUCGUGUCAGCGUGACAAGCCCAACUCGUCAAUACUGGCUUAUCACCAAGUAUUACAAGAAUGGUUCUCUGCACGACUAUCUGCGCCAGCGUUCUGUGAAUUGGAUCGACCUCUGUAAGCUUUGUGGUUCGGCGGCCAGAGGAUUGGCACAUCUUCAUGCUGAGACGUAUGGAUCGCAUGGGUUACACAAGGUACCUGUUGCGCACAGAGAUCUGAAGAGUACCAACAUACUGGUGAAGGACGAUGGCUCAUGCGCCAUUGCUGACUUCGGAUUGGCCAUCCGAUUAGAUCCUCAAUCUUCAACGGAUCACCUGGCAAACAGUGGGCAGGUGGGUACCCCUCGCUACAUGUCUCCUGAAGCCUUAGAAUGCAAGGUCAAUCUGCAGGAUAUUGAAUCUUUCAAGCAGAUGGACACCUAUGCCCUGGCCCUCAUCCUCUGGGAGAUCACCUCAAGGUGUACCUUACUCAAAGACAUAAACGAAUACGAGCUUCCAUUCAGCCGCAGUCUGGGCGAUAGGAGGGCUAGUCUCGAGAUGAUGAAGACACUUGUGGUCCUGAGGAGAGAAAGGCCUCCCAUUACAGACGAGUGGCUCAGAAAUCCAGGUCUCACGAUCAUCAAGAACACAGUGGUGGACUGCUGGGACGAGGACCCAGAGGCGAGACUGACAGCGUCCUGCGUUGAGGCACGGUUCCAGGAACUUAUCCUGUGGCACGAGGGUGAGCCACACGCACAGUCCUUCUACACCAGCAAGGGGAAAAGAGGCAGGACUACUUUGGUCUAACCAGCAAAUAUGGGGCUGUUUACUUUAACGACCUAUAUUUAUGCACUGCUUUUAAUAAUCUAGACAGAAACAGUAUUAUGUCAAAAGGCAUGUUACAGCUUUCGCCCGUGUCAGAUGAAGAUUAUUGAAAAAGCCCUUCUAGAUCUAUAUACCAACGCGGAAUUGGCAACUCUGACUCUGAGGCAAGACCACUUUAAACGGAUUUUAGAAGAAACUGGCCUCAUGGACAUGGACAAUAGCGAAUUAGUCAUUAGAAAAAAGGUUAGAAAGUAAACCUACUGCUCGAUCCGUGCCUGAUCCCUUGGGGUGUGCAGGAAGAGGAAUCGCACACAUCCAUUGUAGGCCUAUCCAGCGAGGAACGCAGGAAAAGGGCAGGUCAGUCCGUACUGCUACAGAGCAAGGGAAAGACAGUUCAUGAUCAGAGCGAUUAUGUCGGUCCCAUAGAACUUCUGAAAGUUACGUGAGGAUACACGAGACCGACCGGUCACUGGACCGCGGGCCUUAUAAGACAACGCUUCUCGAGUUUUGAUAUGUGGUACAAUUCAAAUCAGACGUUAAUACUCCAUCUUCCUACCUGGAUCGAUCCCGCCCCUUUUUUUGUUCAUAAUUAUUAUUGUCUUUUUUCCAGUGAAUGAGCUAUACAGUAGAUGUUCCACAGAGUGUAUGCAUGUGACCUGUACGAUCAGCCUGAACAUUCUGAAUGGUUGGUUAUGUAGUGAAUAGCAACAAUAAUUGUGUGAUUUGGGGGCAUUUGAAUCAUAAAAAUUAUUUAUAACUCAAUAUUGCUGGAAUCCUUACAACUAAAAGCACUGGACCAGUAUGGGACGACACCAUGAAUGGUGCGAUGUUAUGGAUUAAGCCGAAACAAACCCGAAACAAACACCUACAUUUUAAAACUAUGUCUACAGCCAUGUUUAAAAUGUGAGGCAUUCCAAGAGCAGUUCUUUACUUGUGUUAUUAUUAACAUGAUUAAGAUAUUUAUAUUAUUCUUCUACUUAGGAAAACAAGAGAAAGGUAACAAAUAAUGUUCACAUAUACUUGAACUCGUCCCCUAGCUUAUCACAUUCUUAGUGAUUCCUUCAGUCGUUUGACAAAAUAACAUAUUUGUAAUUCUACAUGCAAUAACGGCGUCAUGUAAUUUCCAAUUGUGCCCAUUAAAAUAAUGUUAAAAGCAAGAUCCAGCAUGUCGGAAAAAAGAUGACCAAGUCUCUCUCCUUUUGUUUGUAAAUACGUGAUGUAAAAUGAUGAAAUUUGUAUUACAACAUAUUGAGAAUGUAUGUAUAAAUUUGGGGGAUGUAUAUUUUAUAAGCCUAAAUGCUUGCAUAUUUUAACUUUUGUAAAUGUGUAUCAUAAAUCGCAUGCAGUGUUGUCAAAUUGGUGAGGAGGUUUGAUAUGAAGUGAACAGAAAUACUCUGAUUAAGAAUAUGGUGCUACGUACGUGUAUGAUAAGAAACUGUUAUAUCCUGGGAAUUUUUGACCUAGUGAAUUAUUGGUGAAUUAUCAAUGAAUUUAAAAACAAAUUAUAUUCAUCAUUCGUUAUUGAUUGAUUUGGUUAUAUUUACAUUUCAUCUUUCCAUUCAAAUUCAUGAAGUUUUUUAUAAUUAAGAAUGUGAUAUUUUUCAAAAUCAAAUGAUAUGCAUAAGUUAGGAUCUAUUAGAUCUGUAUCAUCUCAAUCAUAAUUGAUUAAAGAUCUAUCAUCAUCGUCAUUAAUAUUAGCAACAACAAGAUAUUUACUGCUUAGUAUAUUUAAUAUUACCGAGUUUUGGGUAAUACUAUAAAUCAUUAUGUAACUUUUAAAAACUCAGCAGAGGGUUUUUCACAAUGUGCCUUAAAUGAACAAGAAAGAAACGACUGCUCGUGUCUCCAAAUAUAUAGUGUGAAUUAUCUUUGCAAGAAAAUGAGUAUCUCGUUAUUACGAGCAUUAUUAUUACGACGGGACGAUAUUUGUAUAUUUUGAAAAGUGGUGCAAUAUUUGAUAUAACUAUAUGUUGAAAUAAUCUUGAUUUUUGUCUACAUAUCCAGCUAUGCAAGAGAAAUCUACACUAAACUGAAAUAAGAUUCUGGCGUGAAUCUUCCUGCAUCCUAAAUUUUGGGUUUAAUCCGUUUUUUCUGAAUGUCGAAAUUAUAUGAGGAAUGUGAGGAUAGGUAACAAUCCAAAUGAAAUGAUAAGCUUAUCAUAAAGCAGAAUGAUAAUUAAGUAAACUAUUGAAAAAAAUAACACGAUGCGAAAUAAAAUGCAAGUGCUUUAUGAUACAUUUGUAAUUACAUUCUCUCCGUUACACUAAUCUUGUUGUCGUAUUAUGGUCUUGUACAUUUUAAUGAAAUAAAGACAAAUUUAAAGAUUUGAAA
Messenger RNA from Strongylocentrotus purpuratus (purple sea urchin), 4242 nucleotides. It is a transcript of the gene tgfbr2, whose product is annotated as TGF-beta receptor type-2. The record is from RefSeq and is a predicted model, not a curated record. The transcript has 6 exons. The coding region runs from base 118 to 1893 and encodes 591 amino acids. Lineage: Eukaryota; Metazoa; Echinodermata; Echinoidea; Camarodonta; Strongylocentrotidae. Gene Ontology annotation, biological process: transforming growth factor beta receptor signaling pathway; protein phosphorylation; cellular response to growth factor stimulus. Gene Ontology annotation, cellular component: plasma membrane; signaling receptor complex. Gene Ontology annotation, molecular function: ATP binding; SMAD binding; transforming growth factor beta binding.